Molecule: messenger RNA, 1480 nt
Organism: Sarcophilus harrisii (Tasmanian devil)
Lineage: Eukaryota; Metazoa; Chordata; Mammalia; Dasyuromorphia; Dasyuridae
Gene: CIMAP1B
Product: outer dense fiber of sperm tails 3B
Exons: 5
Coding region: 619-1173 (184 amino acids)
Cellular component (GO): cytoskeleton
Source: RefSeq, a predicted model, not a curated record
GAUGGUCAGUUUGAUUCUGAGCCGCUGCAUCUUCAGGCUCCUCUCCACCUUUCUGCUGGAGGCGAAACUGGUGAGUGGGACCCCGGAGAUGGCUGCCGGUCUGCUCCCUUCCCCCCAGUUUUCAAAACCGUUUCUGAUGUUAGCGUCGGAGCCGAGAUCUCCAUCCCCAUCCCAUCCCUCUCAUUGCCCCACCAGAGCCCCUCCCUGGGAACCCCCAAACCUCUCAUUGAUCCGUUCAGAGUCUCCUUAUGAACCUCACGCUUUCCCUGAUCCCCUCAACCCCUCCGCGAGUCCCCGAGGUUCCUCCCUGAUUCUUGCCACUUCGGGGCGCACACGGGGGCGGGGGCUCCUUGGAUUCUGUCUCCGGAGGCGGGGUGACCUCGGUGUUCGGGGCCCCCCUCGCCCCCCCUCCCCAAUUCCUCCCAACCAAAGGCUCUUUCUGUUUGUUGUCCGGUUUCUCGGAGACCGGCCGGAGGCGUGGCCGAUCUGGCGGCCGCAGCCCGGCAGUCGAAGGCCACCGGCCGGGAAGAUUGGUGCGCCCUCCCAGAGCUGGUCUCUGGGGGGCUUCCCCAGCACCUCCUGGCUCUCAGGUGCCGCAAACUUCUUCAAGAGUCCGGGAUGGACAAAAGUGUGUGGGUGGGCACUUGGCGGCCCCACCGCCCCCGGGGCCCCAUUGCAGCACUUCACUCUGGUCCUGGACCCAAGUACAUGCUGCCCCCUAGCACCGGUCGCUACUUCCCAGAGCGGGCCACCAACGUCGCAUACCCCAAGCCCCCCGGGCACUCUAUGGCCGGUCGUACCAAAGACCUUCAGGAGGCCGAGACCCCCGGUCCCGCGGCCUACUCGGUUCCCUCCCUCUUGGGCUGCCGUCUGAUCCACAAGGCUUCGGCUCCCACUUACUCCAUCUGCGGCCGAACUUCCGUGGGCAGCUUCUGCCAAGACCUGAGCAAGACCCCAGGCCCCUGCGCUUAUCAAGAGGUGAAUCCCGGGGUGUACAAGACCAAGGCUCCCCAGUUCACCAUGCAGCCCCGCACCUCCAUCCCGCAGGAUAUCACCAGGAAGCCUGGUCCCGCCGCUUACUAUCCUCAACAGUUUCGCCAAACCCCCGGUCCCAGCUUCGGCAUCCGCCACUCGGAAUACCAGGCCCCGCUUAUCAUGGAUCCACAGGAGUAACUCCUGGGAGGCCAGGCCCGCGAGAAGGGACGGAGAUCUCUCCCGGUCCCCUCCUCCGUCAGUGGGUCCAGCCGCCCCCACCCCCCUGAGCGUCCGCGUGUGUGGCCGUAGCGCCGCUUCCCUUCCGCUCCGCAUAAAGCAGGCCCCCGGAGGGCCGCAGAGUAUUCUCCCUCCAAGUCUCAGAGGCUGGGUCGCAGAGCCCCGAGCACCCUUGCCGUUGCUGGAGCUCCUGCCCCGAGCCGUAGCCCCAGUUAGUCUGUCUGUCCGUGUGCCUGUGGCCCAGUGCGGAAAUAAACCUUGACCUCUA